This is a messenger RNA of Sarcophilus harrisii (Tasmanian devil), 1360 nucleotides long. RefSeq names its product proteasome 20S subunit beta 10 (gene PSMB10). The transcript has 7 exons. Gene Ontology annotation, molecular function: threonine-type endopeptidase activity. The record is from RefSeq and is a predicted model, not a curated record. Gene Ontology annotation, cellular component: proteasome core complex. Bases 289 to 1293 code for a protein of 334 amino acids. NCBI's taxonomy places the organism in Eukaryota, Metazoa, Chordata, Mammalia, Dasyuromorphia, Dasyuridae.
AGCCCAGGCGGCCUCCCUGCUGCCCUCCUUCCUCCGCCUCCCACCAGCACCCCAGCCCCUCCUCCGCCAGCAGCCAAGGUGAAAGCGAAAGCUGAAAUUACAAGAAAAGGAAGUCUCCAAGUUAUCUGUGCACAGUCCCCUGGCAGUCCUGCAGGAUCCCGACCCCGGCGCGCCCCUCGUGCCCCUGUCUGCCUCCCCAACCUUUUCAGCCCCGCCCUUCGUCCCACCUGCCGAGACCGGGGCAGCCUCCUCCCCCGCGCUCCGCCGCAGGACCCCGCAGCUCAGGCCAUGCUGCAGGCAGAUUGGAACCCCCAGGGGGGCUUCUCCUUCAAAAACUGCCAGAGAAAUGCAUUUCUGGAGUCUUCCCUAAAGGGACUCCGGGUCCCCCACGCCCGAAAAACCGGUACCACCAUCGCCGGCCUUGUGUUCCAGGAUGGAGUCAUCCUCGGGGCGGACACCCGGGCCACCAAUGAUUCCGUCGUGGCCGACAAGAACUGCGAAAAAAUCCACUUCAUCGCGCCCAACAUCUACUGCUGCGGGGCAGGGGUAGCAGCGGACGCUGAGAUGACCACACAAAUGAUGGCGUCCAACAUGGAGCUCCACGCUUUGUCCACAGGCAGGAAGCCUCGGGUGGUCACCGUCACGCGAAUGCUCCGCCAGAUGCUGUUCCGGUACUGUGGGACCUGCGUGGGGGAGUUAAAACAAUUCUGGAAGAUCUGGGAGGGAGGCAGAGAGAGGGAAUGCUUGGGAUGGGGCUGGAAGAUAAAUGGGUGGGAAGCAAGAGCCCGAGGGAAAUGGGCCGGUUGGGGGAACCGUGAGGUGGGGAGAAGAAAUGAUGAGAUAUCUCCCCACAGCUACCAGGGCCAUAUUGGGGCCUCCCUGAUUGUGGGGGGAGUGGACAUCACAGGCCCCCUUCUCUACAGUGUGCAUCCCCAUGGCUCCUACAGCCGUCUGCUUUUCACUGCUUUGGGCUCUGGACAGGAAGCAGCCAUUUCUGUGCUAGAGGAUCGCUUCAAACCAAAUAUGACGCUGGAGGAAGGGCAGCAGCUGAUAGUGGAGGCUGUGACUGCUGGGAUCCUGGAUGACCUGGGCUCAGGAAGCAACGUGGAUAUGUGUGUGAUCACCCAAGCUGGUGCCAAGAUCCAGAGGGCAGUGAGCACCCCAGCUGUCAUCUCUAAGAGACAGGGCAAGUAUCGCUACCCAAAGGGAACUACAGCAGUGAUGAAGGAGACCGUGACACCUCUGGCACUGGAGAUGAUUGAGGAGACUGUGCAGACAAUGGAGGUGGAGUAAGUGAGCCCCAAGGGUCACGGGGCCCCAUCCAGGAAAUCUCCAGAAAAUAAAAGUUUUUGAAAUGAAC